GGGGUGAAAUCUUAGCAUUGCUCACACAGAGAAAACAAUUCCAGAUCGCUAAAUCUGCUUCCUCCAUUCUUUGAAUGAGCCUUCGCCGAAGGAGAAGGUAUGAACUUUUUUGACGUUUACGCAGUAGUUCACGUAGUGGUAAUAGCUUCGAAAGAGACAUUCUUCCUCAAGCCCUUUCUUUUCCUUGGCCAACGCAUGCUUGACUUUCGACAUUCUCGAGUUGCAUGCCGCAACAGUAGCAGAAUCGGAAUAUGCCUGAACUUCACCUGGAUCGUAGUGGUGGUUGUGAUUACUGCCUCGAACACCACUCUACUCGACGGAUCCACAUAGCUGAAGGCCAAAUAGCGAUUGGAAUUGCUCACGUACCGAGUGUUUGAAUGCACUAUCCGGUAUCAUCGUAGAUGAUAUGCAUCAAAGUCUUCGGAGCGCUCCGGGGAUAAAGGACCUUGCUCCAAAGCCCAUCCGAUUUUCGCGAUGUGGCGUGGGCGAAACUGAGUGCGAUUAAUUUAGGUUGGGUAAACUCACCCAGGUGUGGAAAAUUAGCGCUUGAUUAGGUAUUGGCUUAGGCGCGAACAACCCAGGGUAAUUAGCGCCGAGUGGCAAAUUCGGCCUCACGCUUAACAAUCAUGCAUGGCGUGGCCUUACCCCGGAAGGGAUCGCAUUAUAUCAGUAUAUGGGCAGUCUGAGUGUCAGUGUCGUUUGGGGGUGCGACUACGUAGUCCAUUUAGGGGGUGAGUGGCUUUACC
Molecule: messenger RNA, 746 nt
Organism: Cantharellus anzutake
Lineage: Eukaryota; Fungi; Basidiomycota; Agaricomycetes; Cantharellales; Hydnaceae
Exons: 2
Coding region: 100-330 (76 amino acids)
Source: RefSeq, a predicted model, not a curated record